AUGGGCCAAGGUUGGGCUCCUCCGGGACUGCCCAGCCUCCUCCUCCUGCUGCUCUGCUGUGAGCAACCCCUGCUGGUCCCCGGCCAGGUGACAACCAGCCAGACAGCAAUCACCCAAGGGAUAAUCAGCCAGACCACAACCAGCCAGACCACAACCAGCCAGACCUCAACCAGCCAGGCCACAACCAGCCAGACCACAACCAACUGGACAACCCAGAGCCCAAACUUGGUGACAGAUGAGGUUGAGGCCCAGAAGUUUGUGGAAGAAUAUGACAAGACAGCCCAGGUCAUCUGGAACGAAUAUGCUGAGGCCAACUGGAACUACAACACCAACAUCACCCAAGAGACCAGCAAGAUUCUGCUGCAAAAGAACCUGGAGUUGGCAAACCACACCCUGAAGUAUGGCACCUGGGCCAGGCAGUUUGAUGUGACCAACUUCCAGAACACUACCACCAAGCGGAUCAUAAAGAAGGUUCAGGACCUGGAUCAGGCGGCGCUGCCUGUUGAGGAGCUGGAGCAGUACAACCAGAUCCUGCUGGACAUGGAGACCACUUACAGCGUGGCCUCCGUGUGCCAUCUAAAUGGCACUUGUCUACAGCUAGAGCCUGAUCUGACGAAGCUGAUGGCCACAUCCCGGAACUAUGAAGAGCUGUUAUGGGCAUGGGAGGGCUGGAGAGACAAGGUGGGGAGAGCCAUCCUUCCUCUUUUCCCCAAAUACGUGGAACUCAGCAACAAGGCUGCGAAGCUCAACGGCUACAAAGAUGCAGGGGACUCGUGGAGAGCUAUGUAUGAGACACCAUUGCUGGAACACGACCUGGAGCUGCUCUUCCAGGAGCUUCAGCCACUCUACCUGAACCUGCACGCCUACGUGCGCCGUGCCCUGCACCGCCACUAUGGGCCCCAGAACAUCAAUUUGGAGGGCCCUAUUCCUGCACAUCUACUGGGGAACAUGUGGGCCCAAACCUGGUCCAACAUCUAUGACUUGGUAGUGCCCUUCCCUUCGGCCCCCAAGCUGGAUGCCACCGAGGCUAUGAUAAACCAGGGCUGGACACCCAAAAGGAUGUUUGAGGAAGCCGACAAUUUCUUUGCUUCCUUGGGGCUGCUGCCCGUUCCUCCGCUGUUCUGGAACAAGUCGAUGCUGGAGAAGCCGACAGAUGGGCGGGAGGUGGUGUGCCAUGCUUCCUCCUGGGACUUCUACAAUGGCGAGGACUUCCGGAUCAAGCAGUGCACCACUGUGGACAUGGAAGACCUGGUGGUGGCCCACCACGAAAUGGGCCACAUACAGUAUUUCAUGCAGUACAAGGACUUGCCUUUGGCCCUACGGCAGGGUGCCAACCCUGGCUUUCAUGAAGCCAUUGGGGAUGUGCUGGCCCUCUCGGUUUCUACGCCCCAGCACCUACACAGCAUCAACCUGCUGAGUAGCGAGGGUGGCGGCUACGAGCACGACAUCAAUUUUCUAAUGAAGAUGGCACUGGACAAGAUCACGUUUAUCCCCUUCAGCUACCUCAUCGACCAGUGGCGCUGGAGGGUAUUUGACGGAAGCAUCAACAAGGAGAACUACAACCAGGAGUGGUGGAGCCUCAGGCUGAAGUACCAGGGCCUCUGCCCCCCUGUGCCCAGGUCUCAAGGUGACUUUGACCCGGGGGCCAAGUUCCACAUUCCUUCAAGUGUGCCUUACAUCAGGUACUUCGUCAGCUUCGUGAUCCAGUUCCAGUUCCAUGAGGCACUGUGCCAGGCAGCUGGGCAUCAGGGCCCCCUGCACAAGUGUGACAUUUACCAGUCCAAGGAGGCAGGGAAGCGCCUGGCGGACGCCAUGAAGCUGGGCUUCAGUAAGCCAUGGCCGGAAGCCAUGAGACUGAUCACAGGACAGCCCAACAUGUCCGCCUCAGCCAUGAUGAACUACUUCAAGCCGCUGCUGGACUGGCUCCUCACUGAGAACGGGCGGCACGGGGAGAAGCUGGGCUGGCCCCAGUACAACUGGACACCAAACUCUGCUCGCUCAGAAGCCUCCCUCACGGGCAGCGGCCGCGUCAACUUCCUGGGCCUGGACCUGGAGGCGCACCAGGCCCGUGUGGGCCAGUGGGUGCUACUCUUCCUGGGCGUCGCCCUGCUGGUGGCCACCUUGGGCCUGACCCAGCGGCUCUUCAGCAUCCGCCAGCACAGCCUCCGCCAUCUACAGCGAGGGCCCCAGUUUGGCUCCGAGGUAGAGCUGAGACACUCCUGA
Trichechus manatus latirostris (Florida manatee) is the source of this 2223-nucleotide messenger RNA. Its product is annotated as angiotensin-converting enzyme-like. The transcript has 14 exons. Gene Ontology annotation, molecular function: peptidyl-dipeptidase activity; metallopeptidase activity. Gene Ontology annotation, biological process: positive regulation of systemic arterial blood pressure; regulation of systemic arterial blood pressure by renin-angiotensin; proteolysis. Lineage: Eukaryota; Metazoa; Chordata; Mammalia; Sirenia; Trichechidae. The coding region runs from base 1 to 2223 and encodes 740 amino acids. The record is from RefSeq and is a predicted model, not a curated record. Gene Ontology annotation, cellular component: plasma membrane.